Acanthosepion pharaonis is the source of this 792-nucleotide messenger RNA. Lineage: Eukaryota; Metazoa; Mollusca; Cephalopoda; Sepiida; Sepiidae. The record is from the annotation of a GenBank genome assembly.
AUGUUUCGGACUUGUAAAAAUAGAUCUUUUCUUUUGUCUAUUGCUUUUAUUUUUCUUUCCUAUCUAUUUUUCAUAUUAAGAUUACUUUUCUAUUUUUUCUUUAUUCUUUUCAUACUCAUUUUUAGCUCACUUUGUUUUCUUAAUUCGUUUUCUUUUUUUUUUUUUUUGCUUCUUGUCUCUUUAUCUCUUCUUUCUUUCUUUUUUAAUUUUGAUAUUAUAAUUAUUUUUUCUUUCUUCUUUCUUUCUUUCUUUAUUUAUCUGCUUCUUUCUUUCUUUUUUACUUCCUAUUUCUUUCUUUUUUCUUUCUCUCCUUUUGUUUUUUCUUUCUUUUUUCAUUCUUUCUUUUUUCUUUCUUUCUUUCUUUCUUUUUUCUUUAUUUCUUUCUUUCCUUCUUUCUUUCGUUUUCUUUAUUUCCUUUUUUCUAUUUAUUUAUUUAUUUCUUAUUACGUUUUUCUUUUUCAUUCUUUCUUUCUUUAUUUAUCUGCUUCUUUUUUUUCUUUCUUUCAUUCUCUUUCUUUUUUUCUUUCUUUCUUUCUUUCUCUUCCCUUGUUUUUACUUUCUUUUUUCUUUCUUUCUCAUUUCUUUCUCUCCUUUUCUUUCUUUCGUCUUUCUUUUUUUUUCUUUCUUUAUUUAUUCAUUAUAUCUGCUUCAUUCUUUCUUUUUUUCUUUCUUUCAUUUUCUUUCUUUAUUUUUUUUUUUUCGUUCCUUAAUUUCUUUCCUUCUUUCUUUCUUUCUUUCCCUUCCUUUGGUUUUACUUUCUUUUUCUUUCUUAUUUCAUUCUUUCUUUUUUAA